This is a messenger RNA of Cantharellus anzutake, 3275 nucleotides long. RefSeq lists its product as uncharacterized. NCBI's taxonomy places the organism in Eukaryota, Fungi, Basidiomycota, Agaricomycetes, Cantharellales, Hydnaceae. The transcript is spliced from 12 exons. Gene Ontology annotation, cellular component: nucleus. The coding region runs from base 337 to 3075 and encodes 912 amino acids. The record is from RefSeq and is a predicted model, not a curated record. Gene Ontology annotation, molecular function: RNA polymerase II CTD heptapeptide repeat phosphatase activity.
AAGCAAUAUACGCUUCCUAACAUGUCUAAUCUCGGGUAGUCGCGCGCGGUCGAGACAGGAAGCAGAAAGGCAUCAAUUCGGACGGAACAGCUGGAGACGUGUGCUAGAUAAGCCUUCAUUGCAGCCGAUUGCAAGAUUUGGUGCAGGAUCGACGCCUCGGACGUUUGCUUUCAACAACUGAAGGUUGAAUUGAAUGAGUCACAAGGACCCCACGCAGUUUCGGGGUCCUACUGUUUCUAUGCCCUGGGCCGUUGAUUCCGGUGACGCACUGAUAGCUGCCCUGCUCGAUUCGCAACCCCCGUUAAGCGCUCUCCUCGAGUGCUGCGAGCCCUCACGAUGGCUGAAGCGCACACAGGUGUUCAUACACCGACCUAUUUGCCGUAUCCCGUGAAAAUCAUGAAACUCCUUGUUACCCCUGAUACUGCAAUUUCGCGCGGUACCGCUUUGUGCAACUAUUCUUUCGAACACCUUCUCCCUCCAGAACGUCCGACUAAACCCGGCGGAAGUCCGCCUCCAAGAAAGAAAGAGACUCGCUAUGAGACGUGGGAAUCCCCUGUGGAUGGGAUCGUUCAACGUUGGCAAGUGCGACCCGGGGACAUUAUCACCACGGAAAGCGCGACGAAGAAUCCGGCGAUCAUGAUACUCGAAGAAUGCACUCACAAAGUCCAGAUUCAUGGUUUAUGCGCUAUAUGUGGGAAGGACAUGACGAACGUCGACUAUCUGGGUUUCUCUGAUGCGUCGCGUGCGUCCAUCCGCAUGACUCACGAUGCUAACGGGCCAACCGUGUCAAUGGAAGAAGCCCAUCGCUACGACCAAGAUACUUCCAGACGGCUACUAGGCGAAAAACGACUAAGUCUUAUCGUUGACCUCGACCAGACGAUUGUACAUGCGACCGUCGAUCCUACGGUGGGCGAAUGGAUUGAAGACUCUGCUCGGUAUGAAGCCAAGAAAGCUGCUCAGCAGAAUAAGGAUCCCGAAACCUCGAGGAGCGCGACUCCACCCAACCCUGACCGAGAGAGUAGUCCGUUCGACGAAAACGAUGUAAAUCCCAACUGGGAAGCCCUAAAGGACGUCAAGAAGUUCAAACUUGGCGGCGAAGGCCAAUUUCUUAGACUUGAUCAACAGGGUGCUGACGAUGGCACUUAUUAUUAUAUAAAGCCGCGACCUGGGCUUGUCGACUUCCUGGACCGUAUGAAAACAAAGUACGAGAUGCAUGUGUAUACUAUGGGUACACGCGCAUAUGCAUUGGAAGUAUGCAAGGCGAUAGAUUUGGAUGGAACUGUCUUUGGACAACGCGUGCUGACUCGUGAUGAAAGUGGAAGCAUGACCGCUAAGAAUCUCGCUCGCUUAUUCCCAAGUGAUCAGAGCAUGGUUGUAAUCAUCGACGAUCGAGCGGACGUCUGGUCCGACGUUCCCAACCUCGUCAAAGUAGUCCCCUAUGACUUCUUCGUUGGCAUCGGUGAUAUUAACUCCGCCCACCUUCCUAAGCUAUCAGACCCCAUCACUUCUCUCCCUCCAACACUCCCCAACUCGCGCGUAUUGUCCAACACGCCUCCAGCCACCAUUUCCAAUCCCUUAGCCUCACCGACACCACUUCCCGAAGAGAGCCUAUCGGAGCUAACACAAUCAUCACCUGUUACACCAAUCGUCGAAGAUGAGGCCAUCGCCAAAGAGGGUGCUGAAGCUAAGCUCCUAUCUGCAGCACAAACUAAAGCGAUUGAAGCCGUUGUCGAGCAGCGUCCGUUGGCAAAGAUGCAAGAGAAGCUGGAUAAGGACGCAGUCGCGGAAGCGGAGGCUGAAGCGAAAGCCGGAGUCAAAUCUACUGAGGAGAGGGGCAAUUCUGAGAAGUCCGAGGAACUUGCCCCGAAGUCGGAUGGCUCAGGUGGAACGAUGAAUGGGCAUGGCGAGGAGUCUGAGACUAAGUCCAAAAUAAAGAUAAAGCACCAAAUGCUCCUGCAUAAUAAUGAUUUCGAGUUAACCCGCAUUGAAGCCAUUUUGACUGAAGUGCAUCGUCGAUUUUACGAUGCAUAUGCGAAUCCGGCUAAUGGCCGUCCAACACCAAAUCAUCUCGAUGUUAGGACUUUUAUCCAAGCAAUCAAAGCACAAGCAUUCGCGAGUUUGCAUUUCACUUUCUCUAAUGUUUUCCCUAUAAAUAUUGAUGCCACGGGUAAUCCAAUAUGGCGGCAAGCAGAGCAAUUUGGGGCGACUUGUCACACUACAUGGAAUGAAUCAGUUACUCACGUUAUAGCUCUCAAGUUACACUCGGAGAAGACGGACCGUGGUCAAAGGAAAGCUGGCGUUUUUGUCGUCCAUCCGCAAUGGCUUUGGGAUAGUGUCACUCAAUGGCGCAGAGUACCUGAGGCACCUUAUGAGCAGAUGCUUCUACUGAUGGAUGCUACCUCCCGAAACACCACUCCUACAUCUCGCGCGCAAUCACAAUGGGAAUCGCCGCUGCGGGGCCGUCCACGUCAGCCAUACCAACCGAACAACCUGAGGCGGGUCCUUCGACAUGAACUGGAAGAAGAGGAAGGUGUUGACGAAGUUUUCCUUUCAAAUAAUCUUCAGCUGGGAGGCACUGUCGAUUGGGCGGAGGUUGACAGGGAAGUUGACGAAUUCUUGAACGAGUCUGAUGAUGACGACAUAGGGGAAUACGAAGGGCAAAGCGAUGCGAGCAUACGCAGCUCACCCAGCACGGCAUCACGGCGAAGGGGUACGCGGAAGCGACCACGGAGUGGAAGUACAUCAUCGAAUGAGAGUAAGGGACAGACUGAAAUGUCACCUUUAGCCAAGAGGCUGAAGCUGUCUCAAGGACGUAGAGGUAAAUCAGGUCUGAAGAUCGAGCUGCUCAGCGCCAGACAAAGCGAAAAUGAGCAUCAAGAUGACGCAUCAUCCUCUUCGAGCUCUAGUGACGACGACAACCGCGGUAUUGGACUGCAAUCACAUACGAACCAUGAAGCCGAGGAUGAAGCAUACGACAUGGAGGACGCUUAUUAUGAUGAUUCUGACUCAAGUUCUGAUUCUGAAGAGGAUGACUUUCUUGCAAGAGAUUUCGAUGCCGGUGGCUCCUGGGGCUGAUUACCGACCCUAAUUUUCGGGCGAAGACGGUUAUUUAUUCUCUUAUCUAGCCGCAGUGCAACUAUCCACUCGUAACUUUAAUGACUAAAUAUCAUCUUGUACACUAGCUAUCCUCAUUGUAGCACCAGUUGCUCGUCACCUUUCUUCGCUAUUGUAGACCAUCAAUAUGAUCCACUAGUCCUCUGCUUUCAUGUCGUAUU